GUUUCUGAUGGGAAGCGACGUUCCAACAUCGAAUUGUGUUUGCCGCGCAGAGAGCACUCGGGGCUGUUACGGAAAGCGCGAGUGGUAUGUUUACCAACAACGAGCCGCGGUCUCGAGAUCGGCUCGGGCAUCGGCUCCAGGAUAGUGGAAGUGAGGUGCGGUCUCACCGCGGAACAUCGCUCUUCACUGUUAGCGUCUGUCUGCCCAUUGUACGGAGUAUGAGUGCUGGUGUGGUUAGUGGCUUGUGGAGAUGGAUGAGGCUGUAUUCGUCUUGGAACCUCACAGCAGGCCACCAUGAAUUUCCCGCACCUUCAAUGCUAUCAAUUCGCGGCACUAUCAUAUUGUCCUGCCACUACAUCCCUGCGCAUCUGCCGGCUCCUAGGUACCAUCACUACUUCGCAAGUUCCCCUCAAUCAUCGUUGAUGACCCUUUUCAAAUUGUCCAAUGCUGACUCGAUUGCAACCUUGCGGUUCUGCAAUGGACCUAGCGUUUGCUGAGUUACAAACGCAAGCGUAUUUAAGGUUUGCUGAACCAAGGCUCCCAGAGUGCUGACGUUCGCUACGGACUGCUCUGUUGUAGCAAUGCUCUCGUUGACAGUAGCAAGCUCGACCUGCAAUGUCUCGCAACGUAGCUGCGUCCAAAGCUGAUCUAAUUCUCUUCGAUCGGCAGCGAUGCGCUGUUGAGAACGUUGGCAUGCAGCACCCUCCUAACCCGCAAUAAGAUGCUGAGAUGGCUGACAGGCUGCAUUCUCUUCGUCAGCGAUAUGCUGGCGAGAACGCGCCAAUGCGGAGCGCUC
Baudoinia panamericana UAMH 10762 is the source of this 796-nucleotide messenger RNA. RefSeq lists its product as uncharacterized. Lineage: Eukaryota; Fungi; Ascomycota; Dothideomycetes; Mycosphaerellales; Teratosphaeriaceae. The transcript has a single exon. The record is from RefSeq and is a predicted model, not a curated record. Bases 87 to 497 code for a protein of 136 amino acids.